AUGGACCAAUCCAUGGAAUCCGUGUCAGUAUCGGAAGGGGAUGAAGGAGUGAUUCAUGUCAACUUGAGAUCUUCUGAAAUGACCAACAUGAGCAGUUUUCGCGAUUCGACGACGUUUGCCUUGGCCGUCAUGUCGACGACUCGUCCCACCCGGGUGGGUCGCUUUGAAGAUCAUUACGGUAUUAUUAAGGGUGAAGCCGUUAUCAAAGAAGACUCAUGGUCACGGGUUCAUGUCUGUCAGCACAAGAAAAAGCCACAGGAACAACGCAUUGUCAAAAUUAUGCAAGAGACUUGCUCCUACUGUCACGAAUACGAAAUGCUACGACAACUCGAUCAUCCCAAUCUACCCAUUGUCUAUGAACUCUUCCAAAAUCCAAAAACGCAACACGAGUUUUAUAUGGUAUUACGACAAUAUCAAGGAGAAUCAUUAGUCCAGUAUUCACUACAACAAUCACAAUCACAAUCAUCACUUUUAUCCGAACAAGAUGCUACCACUAUUAUGUUUCAACUCUUGAGUUGCCUCAAUUAUCUACACCAUCAACGCAUUGUCCAUUGUGCCGUGCGACCCGAAAAUGUACUGUUCCAAAGGCACCCUCCUCCUCCUCACGCGGCAAGAAUCACACUGAUUGAUUUUUCACUCUCCUUUCCCAUGAUGGACGACAACAAGAAAAUGAACUACAUAAGGGGCAAUGAUCAAGGACACGACAUGGUCUACCUGGCCCCGGAAGUCCUACAGGAGAUUCCCGCCUAUGAUUCCAAGGCGGAUAUUUGGGCGUGUGGGGUUCUGCUGUAUCAACUACUCACGCAAUCACUGCCCUUUGUCCACACGAAGGACGAUGGGGAAGAUGCCAUUCGGCAACGCAUACUCGACAAGACUGCAACAGAAACACUCCAAUUUCCAGACACGGUCCCUCCACUCGCACAAGAUUUCAUACGACAAUUGUUGACUCAUGACGCCAAUCAACGACCCACAGCGGCCGUGGCAUUGCAACACGAAUGGUUGGCAGCACAGUGCCAGCAAGUGAGGGAUGCUUUAUUGGACGACAACAAUAGUCACGUCCUCAAGAUUCUGGGACAUGUACGAAACUAUCCCAACGUUAUUACCGCUCGUCGAAAACGACAACGGACUCGACAUCCACAUAUGAAUACGAAUGGGCAUUCCGCAGAUAACAACAACGACCCGAGUGACAGCAAUCUGGACCAUAGCAACAAAUCGUUGGAGGAAAACAAACACGCCAGUCGGCACGCCGUAUUCAAGUUGCGACAAGCCAUUUGCAAACUCAUGGCGGCACGAUUCUUGUCCCAAGACGAAACACACUGUCUCGAUUUAGUCUUUCAUGCUUUGGAUACCAAUCACAAUGGACAACUCGAUCCCAAAGAACUCCGGGCGGGAUACCAACGGGCAUACAAUGAUGGACAACAUGAUGAGUUGCCCGAUGAUGACGAAAUGGUCCAAUUGUGGAAACAGUUUCAACAUGAUUUGCAGAAUAAUAAUAAUGAGGACGAGGAACAUGCCGACGACAUGAUGCACAAGCAGCAGCAACAACAAUCUGCACAGGAUCACGUCAUUUUCCACGACAACCGGGUAUUGCAGUACUCCGAGUUCAAAUGUGCUGCCUUGGAGGAGGAAGAGACAUUGCUGACACCGGAACGACUGAAACAGGCGUUUCAAUUACUAGACAAGCACCAUAAAAGGUCCGUGGGAGUCAUGGAAUUGUCCGAUGCCUUUCCCGACGAGUUUGUCCAGUCGCAUCAUUUGACCAUGGAAGAUUUCGUCACCAUUGUCGAUCAAGUCGACAAUACGGGAAAGGGGGGAAUCGUAUACGAAGAUUUUGUCGCCAUGAUGACCAUGCAACCGCCACCCAAACCAACGGUGCGGGGAUCGUUGCUUAUGGAACGCAUUACCGAGUUGAGAUAGAUAGAUAAAAGGAGAGUGCAUUUUUUCGUUGC
This is a messenger RNA of Seminavis robusta, 1949 nucleotides long. The record is from the annotation of a GenBank genome assembly. Lineage: Eukaryota; Bacillariophyta; Bacillariophyceae; Naviculales; Naviculaceae.